Molecule: messenger RNA, 823 nt
Organism: Daphnia pulex (common water flea)
Lineage: Eukaryota; Metazoa; Arthropoda; Branchiopoda; Diplostraca; Daphniidae
Product: adhesive plaque matrix protein-like
Exons: 3
Coding region: 113-679 (188 amino acids)
Cellular component (GO): extracellular matrix
Source: RefSeq, a predicted model, not a curated record
UACAUCUGCCUACUAGACAAUGACGCGAUAGACUCGGGUAUAAAACGCUCGGCUGGCCAACUCCAAAGCAUCAGUUCUUCCAGCUGCCUCAACCAACUCUCACAUCUCCAACAUGAAGUUCUUCAUCCUCGCCGCCCUCGUCGCCGUCGCUGCCGCCAACUCUUACAAAGCUCCCGAAUACGCACCCAAAUACGAAGCUAAAUACGAGGAAGUUACUUAUGCCCCACAGCCGUACAGCUUCGAAUACGACGUCCAGGAUAAGGAAUCCUACAACGAUUUCCUCCACUCUGAGAAAUCCGACUACAACGUCGUCACCGGAUCUUACCGCGUUGCUCUCCCCGAUGGCCGCACCCAAAUCGUCACCUACAAGGCCGAUAAGGACGGAUACAACGCCGAUGUGAAAUACGAAGGAGAGGCCAAGUACCCCGAGGAGCCCGCUUACAAGCCCGCAUACAAGCCCGCUGCUUCCUACCCUGCCCCAGCUUACCCCGCUCCCGCUUACCCCGCACCAGCCUACAAGGCUCCCGAGUACAAAGCCCCCGCUCCCGCCUACAAGGCCCCCACCUACUCCGCUCCCGCCUACAAGGCCCCCACUUACUCUGCCCCAGCCUACAAGGCCCCCACUCCGGCCUACAAACCCACGGCCUACAAGCCCGUUCCUGCCUAUCCUAAAUAUUAAAAAUAAUUCCUUUUCCCUUCAAAUAUUUUCCGAGUGAAUGUGGUUUAUGAUGAAAAAUUGAAAGUCAAAGAUAUAUGAUGGCGACUAUAAUCCAUAGUCGUCUCAUUUAUUUAUUAAAUACAAUUCGACAAUUUAAAACAAAAA